UGCGCGCGCGCGUAGACCUCGCUGUGACGUAGUGGCCGGCUCGGCGCUGGUCGCUCGAAGUAAAUAAAAGGGCGCGCCGUGUUACAGACUCCCCCUCUGGCUCCGAAGUCGUCCCGACGAGGAAGCUAGGACUGGUGUGGAUGACGGCGUGCCAUCACACGAUGUGGCUUAGGAAGUCAUCUUCGGCUGACCAUGCUCACGCAUGGCGCAGCGGAGGUGGCUUGAGGCACCACCUUUUCUGGUUGACCACGCUCAGGCAUGGCACUGCGGAGGUGGCUCGUGAGGUCAUCUUCUUCGUAUGACCACGCUCACGCAUGGCAAGGCGGAGGUGGCUCGGGAGGUCGUCUUCUUCAGCCGACCACGCUCACGCAUGGCACUGCGGAGGUAGCUCAGGAGGUCAUCUUCUUCAGCCGACCACGCUCACGCAUGGCUGGGCGGAGGUGGCUCGGGAAGUCAUCUUCUUCAGCCGACCACGCUCACGCAUGGCAAGGCGGAGGUGGCUCGGGAAGUCAUCUUCUUCAGCCGACCACGCUCACGCAUGGCUCGGCGGAGGUGGCUCGGGGCACCACCAUGGGCUGGCUGACCACGCUCGUGGAGAGGCGCGGCUAGACUGGGCACAGGCGCCGUCUCAGCGCUCUGGAGCAGGCGGGGCGCUGAUGAGUGGUACAGGCCCAGGGACUGGUCAGGAACAUUGGUGUCUGCAAUUUCAAAGAGCUAGUCCAUGACUUCGAAACAUCAUAUAGGGCUUUGGUGCUGAGCCCUGAGUACAGUUGCCACGAAAACCCUCAGGCGUUCUCAAACUUCUCCCGUAAGGAAUAAUUUCCUCCCUCCCCCUGUUUCCAAACAGGGCUGAUGUGACUGAAUUUAUAGUAGUCUCAGCUCAAACCGUAAUUUAAAGGCCACGAAGAGC
Ostrinia furnacalis (Asian corn borer) is the source of this 910-nucleotide messenger RNA. RefSeq lists its product as uncharacterized. The record is from RefSeq and is a predicted model, not a curated record. The transcript has 2 exons. NCBI's taxonomy places the organism in Eukaryota, Metazoa, Arthropoda, Insecta, Lepidoptera, Crambidae. Bases 259 to 609 code for a protein of 116 amino acids.